Molecule: messenger RNA, 2109 nt
Organism: Chaetura pelagica (chimney swift)
Lineage: Eukaryota; Metazoa; Chordata; Aves; Apodiformes; Apodidae
Gene: FBXO42
Product: F-box protein 42
Exons: 9
Coding region: 1-2109 (702 amino acids)
Molecular function (GO): protein binding
Source: RefSeq, a predicted model, not a curated record
AUGGCCAGUUCCUCAGACAGUGAAGAUGAUGGUUUCAUGGCUGUGGAUCCAGAAGAUGCUGUGGUGGAAGGGACAAUGGAGCAAGAUGAUGAGCCACAUCCUGAGCUGGAGGUGGAGGAGACCAGGCAUAACAGAUCAAUGCUGGAACUCCCAGAAGAGGUUUUGGAAUACAUCCUCUCCUUCCUUUCACCCUACCAGGAGCACAAAACUGCUGCCCUUGUCUGCAAACAGUGGUAUCGACUGAUCAAAGGUGUGGCCCAUCAGUGUUACCACGGCUUCAUCAAAGCGGUGCAAGAAGGAAACAUCCAGUGGGAGAGUCGCACUUACCCCUACCCUGGCACCCCCAUCACCCAGCGCUUCUCACACAGUGCGUGUUACUACGACGCCAACCAGUCCAUGUACGUCUUCGGGGGCUGCACCCAGAGCAGCUGCAACGCGGCCUUCAACGACCUCUGGAGGCUCGACCUCAACAGCAAGGAGUGGAUCAGGCCCCUGGCUUCAGGUUCCUACCCCUCGCCCAAGGCUGGGGCCACACUGGUGGUCUACAAAGACUUGCUGGUGCUGUUUGGUGGGUGGACACGACCAAGCCCUUACCCCCUGCACCAGCCAGAGAGGUUCUUCGAUGAGAUCCACACCUACUCACCCUCCAAAAACUGGUGGAACUGCAUCGUGACCACCCACGGCCCCCCACCCAUGGCAGGACACUCCUCCUGUGUCAUUGAAGACAAAAUGAUCGUUUUUGGGGGUUCGCUGGGAUCUCGGCAAAUGAGUAACGACGUCUGGGUGCUGGAUCUGGAGCAGUGGGCAUGGUCCAAGCCCAACAUCUCAGGGCCCAGCCCUCACCCCCGAGGUGGCCAGUCCCAGAUCGUGAUAGACAACGAAACCAUUUUAAUCCUUGGUGGCUGUGGUGGUCCCAACGCACUGUUCAAAGAUGCCUGGUUACUUCACAUGCACGUGAACCCCUGGACCUGGCAGCCCCUCAAGGUGGAGAACGAAGACCAGGGAGCCCCGGAGCUGUGGUGCCACCCUGCCUGCAGGGUGGGACAGUGCGUGGUGGUCUUCAGCCAAGCUCCCAGCGGGAGGGCCCCACUGAGCCCCAGCCUCAACUCCCGCCCAUCUCCCAUCAGCGCCACCCCCCCCGCCCUGGCUCCCGAGACGCGGGAAUUUCGCUCCCAAUCUCCCGUCAGGAACACGGAUGAAGCUCCUUGUGUCAACGGCCGCUGGGGCACCUUGAGACCCCGAGCACAGAGACAAACCCCUUCGGGAUCCCGGGAAGGCAGCCUCUCCCCAGCCAGAGGGGACAGUUCCCCGGUGCUCAAUGGUGGGAGUUUGUCCCCCGGGGCCCCGAGUGGGGGCUCCCUGGGCAGCCCCGUGCAGGUGGUCUCACCCUCCGCAGCCGAGGGCUACGACCCCAAAGCGGGGCUGGCCCUGGCACCGCGCCGGGGGUCCCUGCCCGAGCAGAAGGACCUGAGGUUGGGAUCCGUCGAGCUGAGCUGGGAACAAAAACCCAGCUCCGUCAUCUGCCAGAUGGAGGCUGUGGAGGGCAGGACAGUGAGGAACCCACCCGAGCAAACCAACGGCGCCCACACCCCGCCCCACGGCACCAGCUCCCUCCCCGGGGCUGUGUCCCCCGGCGCGCUCCGCAGGAGCCUGGAAGCUGUCAAAGCUCUUUCUUCCAAAGGUUCCUCAGCUUCUGCAGCCUUGAGCCCACCCUUGGCUUCUUCUCCAGGGUCUCCAAGCUCCGAGACAGGCUCAUCAGCACGUCCGGGCUCUACCCAAGGUGAUGGCCAUUCCAUACCUCCCAUCGCCCGCCGCCUGGGCCACCACCCUCCCCAGUCCCUCAACGUGGGGAAGCCUUUGUACCAGAGCAUGAACUGCAAACCCAUGCAGAUGUACGUCCUGGACAUUAAAGACACCAAGGAAAAAGGACGAGUCAAAUGGAAAGUGUUCAACAGCAGUUCUGUGGUGGGACCACCCGAAACCAGUUUACACACGGUGGUUCAAGGCCGAGGGGAGUUGAUCAUAUUUGGUGGCCUCAUGGACAAGAAACAAAACGUGAAAUAUUAUCCCAAAACAAAUGCCUUGUACUUUGUGCGAGCAAAGAGAUAA